CGGGGCCGUCGGGGGGCCCGGUCCGCGUCGUGAUGAGGGGUGGGGUGGUGAUUUCCCUCCUCGACGGAGCGCCGGCGCCGCGCGUGGAUCCGCUGUUCCCAGCCACCCCCGCGCCUCCGUAGUUAUGACCCUCACAACAAGCCUGUGAGAGGGGAUCCUCUAUUGGCCUGCUUUGCAGCCAAGACAACAACAGCCAAGCAACGAAGGGUUGUAUCCAGCUAAGUUUUACUGGAGAGCAGAUGCAUUGAAAUGAAUGGACCUAAGGCAGCGUCCAUCCUGGCAAGUGCUUGUGCUCCUGGAUCACCAGCCUCGCCCCCCAUCUCCACAGAUGAUGCCUGGCCCAUCCCCUGCAAGCCCGGCUCUCCGGCUCUGUAGAAGGUGGGAAGGUGCCUGAUGCCUGUAAUCCCCAUCCCGCGGCGGGUCCGCUCUUUCCAUGGCCCCCACACGACAUGCCUGCAUUCUGCCUGCGGGCCAGUCAGGACCAGUCACUUGGUGCGCACCAAGUACAACAACUUUGACAUCUACCUGAAGUCCCGCUGGAUGUAUGGCUUUAUUCGUUUCUUGCUGUACUUUAGCUGCAGCCUAUUCACCUCCAUCCUGUGGGUGGUGCUGUCUCUCUUGUUUUGCCUCCAGUACCUCAGCAUCCGGGUCUUCCUGCGCUUCCAGUACAAACUCUCCAUUAUACUGCUCUUGCUGGGACGGAGGCGAGUGGACUUUGGCCUCCUGAAUGAACUGCUCAUCUAUGGCAUCCAUGUCACCAUGCUGCUCGUGGGGGGGCUAGGCUGGUGCUUCAUGGUCUUUGUGGAUAUGUAAAUAAUAAAAGGAAAAACAGCAG
This is a messenger RNA of Rhineura floridana, 835 nucleotides long. RefSeq names its product transmembrane protein 250 (gene TMEM250). The transcript is spliced from 3 exons. NCBI's taxonomy places the organism in Eukaryota, Metazoa, Chordata, Lepidosauria, Squamata, Rhineuridae. The record is from RefSeq and is a predicted model, not a curated record. The coding region runs from base 394 to 813 and encodes 139 amino acids.